GGACCAGCAGCAUUCGAAAAAUGGCCCCUGCAGAGCUGCCCGGCUCUUCAGGCACAACUCAAAGUAUGAAGAAGACCAUUGGGCACCGGGGAGUUGAAACUACCACAGGAGAGACCACGUACAAAAAGACAACAUCAUCUGCCCUGAAAGGAGCGAUCCAGUUGGGCAUCGCUCACACAGUAGGCAGCUUGAGUCAGAAGGCAGAGAGAGAUGUUCUCAUGCAGGACUUUGUGGUGGUGGAAAGCAUCUUUUUCCCCAGUGAAGGCAGCAACCUGACUCCUGCUCAUCACUACAGUGACUUUCGCUUUAAGACCUACGCUCCCAUUGCCUUCCGUUACUUCAGAGAAAUGUUUGGCAUCCGGCCCGAUGACUACCUGUACUCUCUGUGUAAUGAGCCACUGAUUGAGCUGUCAAACCCUGGAGCCAGUGGAUCCAUCUUCUAUGUUUCUAGUGACGAUGAGUUUAUCAUUAAAACUGUUCAACACAAAGAGGCAGAAUUCCUGCAGAAACUCCUGCCAGGUUACUUCAUGAACAUAAACCAGAACAAGCGAACUCUGCUCCCUAAAUUCUACGGACUGUACUGUGUUCAGGCUGGAGGGAAAAAUAUCCGUAUUGUUGUCAUGAAUAACCUCCUGCCUCGGAUCAUCCCCAUGCACCUGAAAUACGACCUGAAAGGCUCCACCUAUAAGAGACGAGCUUCUCCUAAGGAAAGAGAAAAGACUGUUCCUACUUACAAAGACCUGGACUUCAUCCAGGACCUGCCUGACGGCCUGCUGCUGGAAGCAGACAACUACAAUGCCCUGUGCAAGACUAUUCAGAGGGACUGCUUGCUCCUGCAGAGUUUUAAGAUCAUGGAUUACAGUCUGCUGAUGGGCAUUCACAACAUGGAGCAGGCCAGUCGGGAGCGGGAGCGCAGCGGGGGCGGCUCGGGAGACGGUGCAGUUCUGGAGGGUCCGGUGACCCCAGAUCAGCGUCGACCUCAAGCUCAGAAAAGCUUAUACUGCACAGCCAUGGAGUCCAUCCAGGGGGAGGCUCGAGGGAAGGGGGCUUUGGAUUCAGAGGACCAUAUGGGAGGGAUUCCAGCUCGCAAUGCAAAGGGAGAGAGGCUGCUCAUCUACAUCGGCAUCAUCGAUAUUCUUCAGUCCUACAGGUUCAUCAAGAAGUUGGAACAUUCCUGGAAAGCUUUGGUCCAUGAUGGGGACACUGUUUCAGUUCACAGACCUGGCUUCUAUGCAGACCGUUUCCAGCAGUUCAUGUGCAACACAGUGUUUAAGAAAAUACCACUUAAACCAUCACCAUCGAAGAAGAGCCGUGGAGGUGGUCAAGGUGGGCUCAGACGGGCCCCCACUCUGGGGGCUCCCACCCCUCUGUCCCACACAGCUGCUGACUCCAGACUAACUUAUCACAGUCAUUUCAGAAGCACAGAGUCAGAGGCCGACAGUG
This is a messenger RNA of Austrofundulus limnaeus, 1443 nucleotides long. RefSeq names its product phosphatidylinositol 4-phosphate 5-kinase type-1 alpha. Gene Ontology annotation, molecular function: 1-phosphatidylinositol-4-phosphate 5-kinase activity. Lineage: Eukaryota; Metazoa; Chordata; Actinopteri; Cyprinodontiformes; Rivulidae. Gene Ontology annotation, biological process: phosphatidylinositol phosphate biosynthetic process. The record is from RefSeq and is a predicted model, not a curated record. Gene Ontology annotation, cellular component: plasma membrane.